This is a messenger RNA of Echinostoma caproni, 1239 nucleotides long. The record is from the annotation of a GenBank genome assembly. Lineage: Eukaryota; Metazoa; Platyhelminthes; Trematoda; Plagiorchiida; Echinostomatidae.
AUGCAAUAUGGGCUGAAAUCCAGACGUGUGACCGUGAGACCAGUCAUCUCAGAAGAUGAACUUGAACCACCCUCGUACGACCAGAUUCAAGCCAUCGAAAACCCAAACCAUGAACCGAUAGAUUCCGAGUUUGCAGUCCAACAGACUGCGCGAAAACCCAAUACCUUCCGAAUACGCGGGAAUAUUACGCUGGGCAAUCGACGUCGUCUCAGCCGUGUGGCCAAAUGGAUGCGCCAGAGUGUGAACAGUCUGAGCACAAUUGACGAGGUGUGUCGAGGCGAGGGUCUAGUUGGAAUCAAUAAACGAUGGCGUUGGAAUCAUCAGAAGCGUACAUCCGCCUUAUUGCGCGAAUUACAAAUGAAUCCAAUGCUUCCGUUUGAAGUAAAUAUCAAUACCCCGGAUGCCAAAGGAAAUCGUCCAAUUCACCUGGUUGCUAUGUCGGGUAAUCUGGAAGUUUUUGAAUAUUUGGCUCAUCUGAAUGUGGACAUGAGUUGCACCAACAAAGAUCACCAGCAACCAAUUCAUCUGGCAGCCAUGAAAAAUCACUCAAAAUUCUUGGAGAUUUCCCAUGGGGCAGAAAUUUACGUUCCAAAUUUGCACCACUCCUAUCCGGUGCAUAUCGCUCUGGAGAACCUAAGCCAUCGUUGUCUAUGCGUGUUGUUCGAAAAUGAGAAACGUGCCGAAUCAGCGGUGUCAGUCCAAAGUCCAAGCCCCGAACCGGAUUUGGAACACACGGAAACGAGAAGAGAAAGUUUCGCCAGUCGCAAGCGAAGCGAGAUGUGGUCCAAUGUGCCUGUUAUCGAAUCCUACGCGGCGCCGAAAUUGAGCCUGAUCAAUCUGGUGGACUCGGAGGGUGAUACGCCAUUGCACACUGCAGUGCGGGCAGGUGACCUAGUGGGAAUAAAAACGUGCCUUGAUAAUGGAGCCAGUAUUUUGGUCAUGCAAAACGAACGCGAGACACCGAUUCACUAUGCAUGCAGCAAGAGUGAUUUGGAUGCCGUUAAAAUCAUGCUUGAGUCUUGCCCCAGUCAACUCAAACUCGUGAUGACCAUGGCGAACAAAAGCGGCUAUACGCCUUUGCAUUUGGCAACACUUUAUGAUCAUGUGCCUCUACUGGACUAUUUGGUGGAAAAAGUGAGUCUGUCGUUUUGGCAAUACUUCCCAUUUCAGUUUUGUAAAUUUUUACAAAUAAACCACUGUGGUGAAUAUAAUAAUUUUGAUUACCGAGUCAGACGAUGA